Gorilla gorilla gorilla (western lowland gorilla) is the source of this 3505-nucleotide messenger RNA. RefSeq names its product HAUS augmin-like complex subunit 6. Gene Ontology annotation, molecular function: microtubule binding. The record is from RefSeq and is a predicted model, not a curated record. Gene Ontology annotation, biological process: spindle assembly. Gene Ontology annotation, cellular component: mitotic spindle microtubule; HAUS complex. Lineage: Eukaryota; Metazoa; Chordata; Mammalia; Primates; Hominidae.
CCCUGGGCUUGCGCUUUUUUUCUUUGCAGCCACCGUGCCUACCGCGAGGAUGAGCUCGGCCUCGGUCACCGCUUUCGAGAAGGAGCAUCUCUGGAUGUAUCUGCAAGCGCUCGGCUUCGAGCCAGGCCCGGCAACCAUUGCCUGCGGAAAGAUCGUGUCGCACACGCACCUCGGAGUUCUGGACCAGUCUCUCGCCAAAGAAGUUUUCAAAUUUUGUUGGCCCCCAUUUGACCAAAAAAGUGAUACUGAAUUCCGAAAACAUUGCUGUGAACGGAUAAAAAGGAUUUCUGGUGAAUGUGGAAGUAGCUUUCCUCAAGUUGUUGGUUCAUUAUUUCUUUCUCCUGGUGGUCCUAAGUUUAUUCAUCUGAUGUAUCAUUUUGCAAGAUUUGUUGCAAUGGAAUAUAUUAAAUCCAAUUCUAAAAUAUCAGUUAAGCAGGUACCAAACUUGACAUCUGAAUGUAUAGGAUUGGAAAACCAAAUAAAGAAAAUGGAACCCUAUGAUGACCACAGUAACAUAGAAGAAAAAACAAAGGUUCGGUCUUUGUGGGCUUCAGUGAAUGAAACGCUCAUGUUUUUGGAAAAAGAGAGAGAAGUUGUUAGUUCAGUCCUUAGUCUUGUUAACCAAUAUGCUUUAGAUGGAACUAAUGUUGCUAUUAAUAUUCCAAGGCUCUUACUUGAUAAAAUUGAGAAACAAAUGUUUCAGUUGCACAAAGGAAAUGUUUAUGAGGCUGGAAAACUGAACCUCUUAACAGUUAUUCAGUUAUUAAAUGAAGUCCUGAAGGUGAUGAAAUAUGAACGUUGUCAGGCUGAUCAAGCAAGAUUGACGGUAGACCUUCACUACCUUGAAAAAGAGACCAAAUUUCAGAAGGAAAGAUUAUCAGAUCUGAAACAUAUGAGGUAUAGAAUAAAAGAUGAUCUCACAACUAUAAGACAUUCUGUUGUUAAAAAGCAAGGAGAAUGGCAUAAAAAGUGGAAAGAAUUUCUUGGUUUGUCUCCUUUCAGUCUAAUUAAAGGUUGGACUCCGUCUGUAGAUCUUUUACCACCAAUGUCUCCCCUUUCGUUUGAUCCUGCCUCAGAAGAAGUGUAUGCAAAGAGUAUUCUUUGUCAGUAUCCUGCUUCACUUCCAGAUACACAUAAGCAACAUAACCAAGAAAAUGGUUGCAGAGGAGACAAUGAUACCUUGGGAGCUCUACAUGAUCUAGCCAACAGCCCUUCCUCUUUCUUGUCGCAGUCAGCUUCAUCAUCAGAUAGAAACAGUGUUACACUACUUGAAAAGGACACAAAGAUGGGAACUCCCAAAGAAAAAAACGAAGCAAUUUCUAAGAAAAUACCAGAAUUUGAAGUGGAAAAUUCUCCAUUAUCAGAUGUUGCAAAGAAUACAGAGAGUAGUGCAUUUGGAGGGUCUUUGCAAGCUAAAAAAAGUGAUCCAUUUCAAAAACAGCAAGAUCAUCUGGUAGAAGAGGUUGCCAGAGCAGUUUUAUCUGAUUCACCACAGCUCUCUGAAGGAAAAGAAAUAAAAUUAGAGGAACUAAUUGACUCUCUGGGUUAACCCUUCUUAACAAGGAAUCAGAUUCCCCGUACUCCAGAAAACUUGAUAACUGAAAUUAGGAGCUCAUGGAGAAAAGCUAUUGAAAUGGAAGAAAACAGAACUAAAGAACCAAUUCAAAUGGAUGCUGAACAUAGAGAAGUAUUGCCAGAAUCAUUACCUGUGUUGCACAAUCAAAGAGAAUUUAGCAUGGCUGAUUUUCUCUUAGAAACCACUGUAUCAGAUUUUGGCCAGUCUCAUUCGACUGAAGAGAAAGUUAAUUCAGAUUGCGAGUGUGUGCCUCAGAAACAUGUGCUGACCAGUCACAUAGAUGAACCACCAACACAAAAUCAGUCAGAUUUGUUAAAUAAGAAAGUAAUUUGCAAGCAAGAUUUGGAAUGUUUAGCCUUCACCAAGCUUUCAGAAACUAGCCGAAUGGAGACAUUCUCCCCUGCUGUUGGCAAUAGGAUAGAUGUGAUGGGUGGCAGUGAAGAGGAGUUUAUGAAAAUAUUGGACCACUUAGAAGUUUCAUGUAACAAACCUUCCACAAAUAAAACUAUGUUGUGGAAUUCUUUUCAGAUAUCAAGUGGAAUUAGUUCUAAGAGUUUUAAAAAUAAUGAUUGUGGCAUAUUACACGAAACUCUUCCGGAAGAAGUUGGUCACCUAAGUUUUAAUAGUUCCAGUAGUUCAGAGGCCAAUUUUAAACUGCAGCCAAAUAGUCCUAUGCAUGGUGGCACUCUUCUAGAAGAUGUUGUGGGAGGGAGACAGACUACUCCAGAAUCAGACUUUAAUUUACAGGCUCUUCGCAGUAGAUACGAGGCUCUGAAGAAAUCUCUUUCCAAGAAAAGGGAAGAAUCUUACCUCUCGAAUUCCCAAACACCCGAAAGACACAAACCAGAAUUGAGCCCUACUCCCCAAAAUGUACAAACAGAUGAUACACUUAACUUUUUGGACACCCGUGAUUUGCAUACUGAGCAUAUAAAGCCAUCUUUACGCAUGUCCAUCGGUGAAAGAAAACGGUCUCUUUCACCACUAAUUAAGUUUUCUCCAGUGGAACAAAGAUUGAGAACCACAAUAGCAUGUAGUCUUGGAGAACUACCUAAUUUAAAGGAAGAAGACAUUUUGAAUAAGAGCCUUGAUGCAAAAGAACCACCAUCUGACUUGACAAGAUGAAGACGUACCCAUUUAAUAUAACUAUGAUGCACUUAAAUUGAAGCUAUGCCACAGGAUAGAAACUGAAUUAUAAUUUAAAUACAUGUUGGAAGUGUAACACUGUUUUUCAAGGUUUAAAAAAAUUCCUAAUGCCUUUUAGCCUUCUUUAAUAUUUUUAGGUAAGGAAAGUAUGUUUGGAUUUUUUCUCUUUGUAGGUAUAUGAGAUUGAAAUGUGAAGUAUUUGGAAAACAAACGUCAAGCAAUGGGAAGCCAUUUUGAUUUCUUGAGUAAUCUUGUAAGCAUUAAGUGAAUGACAAAGUAGUAGUGUAACUAAUUUCUUAUGUUAUAACUUCAGUCAGUUAAUAUAAGGAUAAGUAGUUUUUGUUGUAUGUUCACUAAGUGGUUAAUAUAAUAGCCAUUGAAUAUACUAAUCUUUCAUCUUAGAGAACUAUACAACUUUUAUUGUUUCUUAAUGGAACAUUCUGGCUAACCAGAAAAAGUGAGAAAAAUAGUACCUUGAGAUGUGUAGUCAAGAUGACAAAUUUUAACACUGGAAAAGCUCUAAACAGGCUUAAUGAUUCUUCAAGUAGAAUGAUCCUGAGAAGUGAUGUUUGAUGGAAUAAAGUGCAUGUGAUGAUUAAGUGAAGACUGGGGCAGAAUGAUUUAAAAAAAGGAAAAAGAUGGAAGAUGAGUAGACACUUGCAAGGAACACUGUCAAACUAUAAAUCCAUUCAGUGGGUUGUAUAACAUUUAUAUUUAGUCUAAUUUAGACUUUGAUAAUUUAAUGCUACUUUUAUAUUUUAACAAAAAUAUAAAUUAAAAUUUUCA